Beta vulgaris subsp. vulgaris (sugar beet) is the source of this 1386-nucleotide messenger RNA. RefSeq lists its product as uncharacterized. The record is from RefSeq and is a predicted model, not a curated record. Gene Ontology annotation, molecular function: nucleic acid binding; RNA-DNA hybrid ribonuclease activity. The transcript has a single exon. Lineage: Eukaryota; Viridiplantae; Streptophyta; Magnoliopsida; Caryophyllales; Amaranthaceae. The coding region runs from base 1 to 1386 and encodes 461 amino acids.
AUGGACAAUGAAAAACCAAAAAAGCCUUCAUACGCCUUCAACAGCCUCUUCAAAGCAUGCACAUCUUUUAAGAAAAGGCUAUACAAAAAAAUCGGAAAUGGUAGAAACAUUAACCUACAGCAAGACAGAUGGAGUGCCUCGCUUGACCUUCAACCACUGGUCAGACAUAAUCAACAUCUUGAAGAUCACCCGACCGUUGUAGCUGAUCUUAUAGACGAGAGAAAAAACUGGAGAGUAAAUAAAAUAUGGACAUAUUUUUCUCCAGAAAAAGCCAGAAGUAUCCUAGCCUUACACAUUCCUAAGGACGAUACUGAAGACAGCAUGGAUUGGAGCCACACAAAAUCGGGUAACUACUCAGUUAAAUCAGGAUACUGGUUCCUCAAAUCAGUCCAAAACAAUCCUGAUUCAAAUCCUACGUUCUGGAGAAUGCUCUGGAAAUCUAAUAUUUUCCCAAAGUGGAAACACUUUAUUUGGAAAAUUAUGGUCAAAGCCCUUCCAACAACAGAUAAUCUAAUCAAGAGGAAAAUCCCCAACAUUUCCCCUACGUGCAAACUUUGCAACUCGAGAAAUGAGAACACAACACACAUUCUGAGAGAUUGCCAAAUCUCUCAGAGAGUUUGGUUCAUCACAAUGGGCAUUUCGACGUCGAACUCCACCCAAAUUCCUAUCCAAGACUGGAUCAAAAAUUUCCUAAAUUUUUUUAGGAAAAAGAAGGAAGAUGGAGAGAGAAUGAUCAUCAGCUUCAUAUCAACUUUGUGGAGCAUCUGGCUUCAUAGGAACGAGAUUAUAUUCAAGGGAACCACUUCAAACCCAGAAAGAAUAGUCGAGCUAGAGAAGGAAAAUAGUAGAAGAGCAAACAACAGCGAACAGAGGAGGAACAACGAAAAUCAACUUUCAAAAAAGAGCUUUUCGAGGGAAAACGAUGAAGAUUCAGCUGUCUCGUGGUCCAAGGGAAGUCAAACAACAAACCCGAACCAGGUAAUAGUGGUAGAUGGUGCUUGGAAAAAGAAGAAGAAUAAAAGUCAAUGGCAAGCAGCAAUAGCAUGGAAGAAUAUCUCCCAAGUAUCAGGGGAAGCUUACGCCAACAGGAUCUUUGCCACCUCCCCUCUACAAACAGAAGCCUACGCGAUCCUACAAGCAACAAAAUAUAUGGAAUGGAAAUGCUCUGACAUUAUAAUAAAAACAGACAACUUGGAGGUGGUCAAAGCUCUCCAACAAAACGAAAAGGCUGAUAAAAGUAUCUCUUCUAUAAUCCUAGAAAUAAAGCAGAGAGCAAAUAGUUUCCAAUAUUUCUCUUGUAUAAAAGUUAAACGUGAGGAAGUUUUCUUAGCUCAUAAUCUGGCCAAGAUGGCAAGAUUAGGGAUACCUUCCUCUACGAUAAUUUAA